AAAACAUUUCCGCUGUUGGCAAAUCCUUCCACUCUGUAAGAGGGUAACAGAAUUGUGAGCAGCAGUUGACUCCUACCAUGGAGCAAGAUCUAGAGCAGUCCCCUUGCCAUCACCAGCCGACGGCGUGCAGCGAGCCUAGCUCCCCUCACAGAGACGACGCCUUCAAGGAUCUACUACUACACAUCUCACAGAACAUGUCCGACGACGACGCGGCAGCGCUGGUCUUCACAGCUACCAACGGCACUACAAGCGGCGGUAGUCCAUCAGCGCUGGAAGUUCUGCAACUAUUGGUCCGUCGCGGAGAGUUUUCGGCUCGUUCGUGCAGCAAGUUGGACGGAGAUUUGCGGAGGAUCAACCGUUGCGAUCUCGCCGAGCACGUUAGGGAAUACGUGGAGAAAUACACAGAGAUACAACGCCACAAUUUAGAACGGGAGGAGAACAGAACACAUCCACACCAGCAUCAACCUGUUGGCAUUGAACUCCCUACGUCCUCAGUACACCAAGAACAGUGUGUCGACAUAGGCUCAGAGCUACACGUAGUUGCCAGCGGAGGUCCUGUACACAGCACGCCUAAAAGACAGCAGAACACGGCCUCUCCUGACCUGGGCCACGAGCUGUUUGAUGCUCUGUCUCUAAACCCUCCCCAGAACAUGUUGGUACCUUCUUCCACCUCACUCUGCGCCUCAUCAGACCCUUUCCCUAGUGGGUCUUCUCCUGUGGAAAUCGCCCCACGUCACGAAAGAGGGUCUAGUCUUGAGCAUUCAACAUCAGCACACACGGGAGAAUAUCAGUCCUCGUUCAACGGGUCUCAACAGAACUCGGGCUCAAAUCUCCAAUGGGGAGGUCAGGAGGGAUACGACCACCCCUCGCGAUCUGCUAACCUCAGUCGCAACAGCAGCAACCACUCUCUGUCAUCGUCUGUUUCACAACUAAGCAAAGCCAGUCUACAGAAAGCCGAGCAGUUGCUCUGUAGAGCAAUGGAUGUAGUUGCAAACCAGUCACAAGACCAGCUGGACUCGUACCAUUCUGCCUCGACGACAUCGAUCCCUCGACUCCCACAAUCUGACACUAGCUCCAUGUACUCGGAUGUCGGUAACAAGGAUCCAUGGGCAAAGAAACUGAGCCAUAGUUACCAUGGGAGACUCACAACCAACACCCAUCAGGGCAGGAUGAGACGAACUCCGAGCGUUCCUGUUCGUAAUAGAGGCUUUGCUUCCCGGCAUCAUCAAGUAGCUGGAUCUGUACCGAAUCACGCCAGGUGUGAGAUUACCGACACACAGUUUGGAGUCAAAACACGGACUGAGCCGAUUAGUGAUAGUUUUUCAGCCGAUGCACCAGAUGAAGAUUGGAUUACAAUGAAACAACCAGCAAACCAGUCUACCACCGAGCAUGCCGACACCCACGAACACUCGGACGCAACCCCAGGACAAUCGGUCACAGCAGACAGCAGAAGACAGUCUACAAUUUCCGAUGCUACAAUCAAGAGGGUCUCAGUAGCUUCCGAGACCCUCUCUGAAACUACCAUUACCAGCCCCAGAACAUCUGUGUAUGGCAAAGAAGCAGUUCCGGCAGAUGUUGCACAAGAGGUGGGGGAACCACGGAAACCAUCCUCCCCGCCAGCAGGAAAAGAGAAGCCACGUCUCCGAACGAAACUUUCCUUUCUCCGGAGUAAAUCCCGCACCAGUCUCUCCUCGUCUCCCAACUUCAUGUGGAAAGUUGUGCGUGAAGACCUCAUAAAGCCGAUCUGGAGGCACCAAGCCCAGGCCAGCCUCACUCGCCCUGGUAAACUAGAACUCGAUGCAAAUCAAGGAAAACACAACCCGAAACUGAUGCUUCAGUUGUUUCCGUACGGUCUCCACGGAGACGAGGGAAACGCUGUAACGAUGGCUGUGCGGAUCACGAUACCCGACAAAUGUCCUCCUUUACCUCUCUCUUCAGAGAUACAACUGAGACUAGCGGUAUUUGAAGUUGAGGGGAAAGAAGUGAAGAGGUGUCCUUGUGUUACAGAGAAAAUCAGUAAAAUCAGCAUAUUCUACGUGUACACUGUCAUCACCCACAACCAGCUGAAGGAGUCGAAAUCAAAGUACUUUAACUUGGAAGUGGACAUCAACUGCAGUGGUUUAACUUAGCCACUGCAAUAUAUUAUAGCAAAUAGAGUGUUGUUGGGCCGUUCACAAUGAUCAAUCUGUGUUAUAAUGUUCAACACUACACUUUAAUUCUUUAUGCUAACAGAUAUUUCUAGCAAGAUGUGGUCCCCUAUUGUCUCUGGGGUAAUGUUACAGCUAAAGAGGUGAUGCACGUAAGACGAGUGCAUAUUCACAGGCUGUUGCACACAGGUCUUUCUCCAUGCUUCUUGCUUGUGGCUGCCAUAGACCACUAAUCUCAGAUGGACCAGGAGAGAAGAGGGAAGAGGAGGACACUUGUCUGGGGUUGAAAUCUUGGCCUGCAGGGAAGCACUCAGCCCCACGUUCUCAAACAGCCCACGGGGGAAGAGGACGAGGGAGAGUUUGGGGUUGUUUCUGCCUUGACCCACGUCGAGAUCUAUCUUCUGACUGCAGGUAAUCGACUGAAGCCUCCCUUCUCCAACUCUGGAGAGACAUUUGAGCAAGCGAUCUCUCUUCACCUGCCACUUGAUGAGUCCUAUAAGGUCCCUGGUUUGUUGCUCUGGCAAAUGAGGUAGCACGGAAUUAUUAGAGGGGCUAGUAGUUGUUUCAUUUGACUGGGGGGUAGAAGGAGAUGGUGGGUUAGACGGUUGAUCUUGAGAAAUACUGACGUUAGUAUGAGGAAAAGCUGCGGAAACAAUCGGUGCAGAAAGUGAAUAAACUCAGACAAACGUUAAACGUAGUUGUGAAUAUAUCUUACAGUUGUCGUUCUUUCCCUGCUCCGGGUCUGAUGGAGAAGCGUCAGUGUCUUCACCAGAGAGCUCUCGGGGUUGAGAAAUGAGCCGGCUGAGUGUUGAGGCAGUGAGUGUCUCGUCACACUUGUACUCAUCUGCCACCGUAGCCGACAGAGAGCGACCCCUUUUCUGUUCGUCUCCUGAGUCAGUGGUGCUGCACGAAGCACCUGACGAUUCGCUGCAGAGACUGGAACGAGACGAACCUGUGGCUAUCUGUAGAAGUGCCUGAAUGGCCAGUCGGGAUCUCUCUAUUUCCACCUGUUGUUGGCCAUGGUCAACGGAGCUUUGUCUCAGACAUGAAGAAGGCAUCGGGGAAUUAUCCGCCG
This is a messenger RNA of Geodia barretti, 3222 nucleotides long. The record is from the annotation of a GenBank genome assembly. Lineage: Eukaryota; Metazoa; Porifera; Demospongiae; Tetractinellida; Geodiidae.